AUGCCACGGCUCUCACAGCCACCAAUCUCGCCACCCCUCGAACUCAUGUCCCUCUCACCGUCCUCAUCCAUCUCAUCCAUCUCCCCCGACUCACCGCUCCUGGCGCCCAUUUCCACCGCCCCCCGACCGCGCUGGGCUCUCCCGUCUCGAGGCCGUCUCCAACGCGUCGUCAGCGCCAUCCUCGCCCGCUCCAGACGCCUCUCCCGCAUCUCCUGGAAAUCCGCCAUCCUCUACACGCUCCUCGUCUACACGACGACCUGCAUAACCCUCUCCGUGCCGCCCCUGGCCUCCCGCCUCCCAGCAUACACGGGCCCUCACGCCGUCGGCGCCAUCGACCUCGAGGUCCCCCUCCCGCGGCCCGAGCUCAUAGCAGAGCCCGUCUUCAAAGACUCCCACACGCCAGCCUUCGAGCUCGAGACCGUCCUCGUCACGAUAUACUACCCGGCCGACAAAGACGCCAGAUCCGCCAAGCCGCCGCUCCCCUGGAUCCCGCGGCCCGUCAGUCUCACGGCCCGAGGAUACGCACGCUUUGCCCGCCUCGACAACGUCCUCGCCCGGCCAAUCUUCACCCUGGCGCUCUGGCUCGUCGCCGGCCCCAUCACCAUCCCCGCCCAGGUCGACGUCGCCCUCGCCAGCUCGCCCCCCCGGUUCCCCGUCCUGGUCUUCUCCCACGGCAUGGCGUCCUCGCGAACCGACUACACAAACUACCUGGGCGAGCUGGCGUCGCGCGGGACCGUCGUCGCCGCCAUCGAGCACCGCGACGGCUCCUCCCCCGGCAGCUCCAUCCGCGCCCCCGGCGUCCCGGCCAAAAGCCGCCUCCACUUCCGGGAGUCGGACCUGCUCGCCUCGGCCGCCAACCACACGCCCGUCGACACGCCCGCCCUCAAGAGACACCAGCUGGCCUUCCGGGACGCCGAGAUGCUCCACGCGAUCCGCCUGCUGCGCCAGCUCGACGCCAACGCCUCCUCCGUCGAGAGCACCCGCUCGCCCCCGGAGUCGCUGGGCUCCUUCUCCGGCCGCCUCGACCUCGGCCGCCUCGUCACGGCGGGCCACUCGUACGGCGCAACGGCCGCCCUCCAGGCGCUCAAGCAAGCCUCCGCCUCUGCCUCUGCCUCUGCCUCUGCCUCUGCCUCUGCCUCUGCCGCCAGCUCCGGCACGCCCCCCGAGCUCGACGCCGGCCGGCCCAACCCGUCGGUGGGAGGCAUCGCCCUCGACCCCGGCAAGGAGAGCGGGCCCCUCAACACCGCCGUCGACGUGGCCCUCCUCGUCGUCCACUCAGACUCGUGGUCCAAGCAGCGCACCAUCUUCUUCGGCAGACCGCACUUUGACACCGUUCGUGACCUGGUGCGGGGCGUGCUGCUCCGCACACAAGCAGCCUGGUUCCUGACCAGCCUGGGCACCAGCCAUGCCAGCGUGUCGGAUGCUCCGCUCAUAGAGCCUCUGUUGCUGACCUGGGUCACGGGCGCCACGCUGGAUGCAAACGAGGCCUUGAGGGAAUACGUCCGUAUAUCGGAUGACUUCAUCAAGUCUUUGUCCUCGGGGGACACCCACGUGGGGGGGCUCUUGGGCGAAAAGGUUACGCACAUCGAGUACAACAAGUGGGUGAGCCGUGAGAGGGAAAAGUCCUUUCCCAAGUCUUUGGCCCGCCUGUGGGAAGUCCACGUCAGUCCCGCGUCGCCAAAGAACUUUCGGGGCUGA
This is a messenger RNA of Metarhizium album ARSEF 1941, 1698 nucleotides long. Its product is annotated as PAF-acetylhydrolase family member. Lineage: Eukaryota; Fungi; Ascomycota; Sordariomycetes; Hypocreales; Clavicipitaceae. The record is from RefSeq and is a predicted model, not a curated record. The transcript has a single exon. Gene Ontology annotation, molecular function: 1-alkyl-2-acetylglycerophosphocholine esterase activity. Bases 1 to 1698 code for a protein of 565 amino acids.